Lacerta agilis (Sand lizard) is the source of this 2525-nucleotide messenger RNA. It is a transcript of the gene PLEKHF2, whose product is annotated as pleckstrin homology and FYVE domain containing 2. Bases 167 to 916 code for a protein of 249 amino acids. The transcript is spliced from 2 exons. NCBI's taxonomy places the organism in Eukaryota, Metazoa, Chordata, Lepidosauria, Squamata, Lacertidae. Gene Ontology annotation, molecular function: metal ion binding; phosphatidylinositol binding. The record is from RefSeq and is a predicted model, not a curated record.
CGCACGAGCGGCGGGCGGGGCAGCGGCAGCGGCGGCGGCGGCAGUAGCCCGACUAGCAACGGCGGCUGAAGGAAACCGAGGGAGAGCGAGAAGCAACAAGCUGCGGCGGACCUGGGAAGCGGAGCGAAGGGAGGGCGCGCUUCGGUUUCUCGGAUACUAGUGAAAGAUGGUGGAUCGCUUGGCAAACAGUGAAGCAAAUACUAGACGAAUAAGCAUUGUGGAAAAUUGUUUUGGAGCCGCUGGUCAGCCUCUGACUAUUCCAGGCCGUGUCCUGAUUGGUGAAGGAGUACUAACAAAGCUGUGUCGGAAGAAACCAAAAGCGAGGCAGUUCUUCUUAUUCAAUGAUAUCCUUGUGUAUGGUAACAUUGUCAUCCAGAAGAAGAAAUAUAACAAACAGCACAUCAUUCCACUGGAAAACGUCACUAUUGAGUCCAUCCAGGAUGAGGGGGAUCUACGGAAUGGGUGGCUUAUCAAGACCCCGACUAAAUCUUUUGCAGUGUAUGCUGCUACUGCCACAGAGAAAUCUGAAUGGAUGAACCACAUAAAUAAAUGUGUUUCUGAUUUGCUUUCCAAAAGCGGGAAGACUCCCAGUAAUGAACAUGCGGCUGUCUGGGUACCUGAUUCUGAAGCCACUGUAUGCAUGCGCUGCCAGAAAGCAAAAUUCACCCCCGUCAAUCGUCGACACCACUGCCGGAAAUGUGGAUUUGUUGUAUGUGGGCCCUGCUCUGAAAAGAGGUUUCUUAUUCCCAGUCAGUCCUCCAAGCCUGUGCGAAUCUGCGACUUCUGCUAUGACCUCCUUUCCACAGGAGAGAUGCCGACAUGUCAGCCCACAAGAUCGGACUCUUACAGUCACUCACCGAAGCUUCCUUUAAAUGAUAUGUCAGAUGACGACGAUGACGAUGACAGCAGUGACUAAGUAAUGAAAGCGAAUGUCUUAAUAUUACAAUUGGUAUUUGAACCUGAGUUGCUGGAUGAGGAAACCUCUAGUUGCAGACUCUUCCGAGAGGCCUAACCUAGCCAUAAAAUCCGCCUGAAAAACCUUCAAUUCAAAUGUGCCUCAGUAUCUGAAUCUCUUAGAUAUAUCAUUGCUCUCUUUUCUGCAGGGAUAGACUGUUGCAAAUAUAUCAUUUUUCCAGCUUUGCAUACUUGAUUUCCUAUUUAGGGGUGAGCUGAUGAUCAUCCUUUCCUUCCCCUUCUUUCCCAGCGGAAGAAUAGAGAAUGAAGAACAGUUUUUGUUCUUUUAUUUUGCUACCAAGAAGCAUCCCACAAUGUGUUUGGCAGUGAUAUCCUACCACUUCUUUUUAAUAUUGGGGAGGGGGCAAUUAAACCAGCGUAAUGAAACUGGUAUUUUUGGUUAGUGAAUUGAAUAGAACAUCUAUCCAGGCUUUGAAAUUGAUGCUGUGCUAUGACCCCUUUUAACAUAAAUGCAUUCUGUAACAUUAUUAACUUCUAAAACUUUAUGCAAGAAGUCAUAUACCAAGCAGUGCCUUUUAAUGAUUGCACUGUUGCAGGAAGAAACUAAUCCAAUUUAUCCUCUAUUGUGCAACAAACUAAGAAAUAGUUGGUGCUAUUGACAAUAAUUGCUGUUGUGUAACUUGGAUCUGAGUAGUGACGACUGUAUGUUACGGCAAUUUGUGUUGUCCGUCAGCCCCAGCCCCGCAGUACCUCUCUCUAAUAGGAUGCAUGAGGGCAGAUGAAACAUUAUUGUGGAGUCUGAUGAAUACAGCUUGAGCUCCCACACCAUGUAUACAACUACUCAACUUGGGGACCACUAAUAAAUUAGAUAUUCUUCAAAUGGAUUUAAUAUCUUGCUAUUUUCAAAAUUGUGUGAGAUUUUUAAAUGUUUAUAGCUAUCAGGUAUUUAUAAUUGAGAACUGUAUUUUGUCUCAGAUCAUGGUAUUUGCUGUAAUGUUUUUGAUUUGAUAUUUAUAAAAUUAGUUCCUUAGAUCUUUCGCUAACCUUUUUAAACUUUAGGAAUGGAUUUUUAAAAAAUAAUUAAAAUGACUUUUAAAAGCACAACAUCAUGGGAAAGCAUCCCAAUCAGCCACCCGAAGAGAACUUGCAAAAAUAUCCAUCCUUUGUACACAGCUGACCUCGAGAUAGAAAAGAAAUGCAGAUGACUUCAUUUUAAAUAUAUAAAUCCAGGAAGCAGGGCAAUUAGGGCAAAAAGUGUUUCCAAUAGAGUAUUUUCUUUUUACCUUUAACAAUACUAUUUUCUACGAUGGUGUCGUUUUUAGAGAAGUGUCAGAUUUAGCUCUGUGAAGUUUUGUAAAACCCCAAUACAUAGCUCUAUUUUUAUAUAACGGUAGUGUGUUUAAUCAGUUUAUGUAAAAGUCCCCUGAUGGAUUUGUGUUGGGAAUUCAGUAGCAUCUGAGAGUUUAUAAAAAGUGUUGAAUAUUGUUUGUACAAAAAAAAAGUUACAGUAUCUAGAAUUUCAUUUAUUAAAUGACAGUUUCUGCACUGUUUGCCACAUCUGGCACUAACUGGGCUAUAUUUAUUGAAUAAACAAUCAAUUCUGCAUCUUG